GGGAGGAACAGGGAACGCUGAGCAAUAACAGCCACGACGGUGGACGUGAGCGUCUUUUCUCUGCGCAUGCCCCCGCAGAGCGGCCUGCUUCUAUUUAUGUGGGGGAUCCAACAUGGCGGCCGCAGCGACCCGAGCGAUGGUGGUAGAGCCGAUCAGAACAUAGUUGGGGUGGGGGAAGGGGGAACAGUUCCUUCUGGGGGGCGGCGGCGGCGGCGGCGGCGGCUGUGGCUGGUGCAGGGCAAGGAAGCAACGAAGGUAGGAAAGAAGGGCAGUCAGCGAGCCGGAGAGGCGCGCGCGGCGGGUCGGCCGAUUGGGGAGGGCCGGAGCCGUGAGGGGCUACAGUGAGGAUGGCGGAGCCGCGCAGGGUGCCGUUCAUUAGCCUGUCACCCGUGAGGCGGCGCGAGCUCGACUUCCCGGGGCCAGAGCGUGAACCCGAUUAUCCGCGGGAGCCUCCGCGCCUUGAGCCGCAACCUUAUCGUGAGUCCUCCGGACCGGAGCCGCCGGCACCGCGAGACGCCCACCCCCGGUCGGAACCUUUGCGACCGCAGCCGGAGAAGGCGCCCGCCCCACCGCGCGAGAGCAGCCGUUCUGAGCAGCAGCCCCAGUCCCGCGAGCCCCCGCGGCCCGAUCCGCCGCCGCUGCCGCCCCCCCAACUGCACCUCCCGCCUCCUCCGCCGCCCCCCGUCAGGGAAGCAGCCGUCCGGGCCGAGCCGCCGCGGCCUCUGGGGGAGACGGUGCGCCUGGAGCUGGUGCUGAAGGAUCCCACUGACGAAAGCUGCGUGGAGUUCAGUUAUCCGGAGCUGCUGCUCUGCGGAGAACAACGGAAGAAGCCCAGUCAUUCAGAAGAUCCGUUUAAUGAUGAGCAUCGAGAGAGGCAUGAGGUGGAAAUGUUGGCUAAGAAGUUGGAAGCAAAAUAUGGUGUAAAAUCUAAACACCGGAAAGAUCGGCCACAAGAUCUAAUUGACAUAGGUUUUGGGUAUGAUGAGACAGAUCCAUUCAUUGAUAACUCAGAGGCUUAUGACGAAUUGGUGCCCGCUUCUCUGACCACAAAAUAUGGAGGAUUUUAUGUCAAUACUGGUACACUUCAGUUCCGCCAGGCAUCUGACACUGAAGAUGAAGAUUUAUCAGAGAAUCAAAAACACAGGUCACCUAAAGUUUCCAAAGUAAAAGAAGAUGAUAUUGGAAUAAAAAAGAGAAAGCGGAAAGAAGAAGGGGAGAAAGAGAAGAAGCCUAGGAAAAAAGUUCCCAAGCAAUUGGGAGUUGUGGCUUUGAAUUCUCAUAAAUCUGAAAAAAAGAAGAAGAAGCUCUAUAAAGAUCCCCUUUCUCUAGAUGCCAUGAUAAGAAAAUUUCAGAAAGAGAAAGAAGCAUUAAAAAAGAAAGAGUCUAACUCCAAAACCCCAGUGACUAUGUUGACUUCCACUCUCAGCAAAUCCCCUUCAUCUGUAGCUACAGCAGUGGGAAAUGAAGUGUCAGACCUAAAUCUUAAUAGUGCUGACCCAGUCCUUUCCAUUUUUGGUAGCAGCAAUGAACAUGAACUACUUCAGGAGGCUGAAAAUGCCCUAGAGAUGCUUGGCGAUUUAGACUUUGACCGGCUCCUGGAUGCUACUUCCAAUGGUAGCCCAGUGUCUGAAUCAGGGGGAGAGAAUGGAAAUGCUCCCCAGCCAGCCCAUACCUCUCAGGUUCUUUUACCCAAGGUGGUACCCACCCUCCCAGAAGGUCUGCCAAUACGUCUUGAAAAACGCAUUGAAGAUCUCCGCAUAGCUGCCAAGCUUUUUGAUGAAGAAGGUAGGAAAAAAUUCUUCACACAGGAUAUGAACAACAUUCUACUGGACAUUGAGUUACAGUUACAGGAACAAAGCCCAGUCAUCCGAAGUGGAGUCUAUUCUCACCUUGAGGCUUUUGUGCCAUGUAAUAAAGACACACUGGUAAAACGUCUAAAGAAGCUGCACCUCAAUGUUCAGGAUGAUCGUUUAAGAGAACCAUUGCAAAAACUGAAAUUGGCUGUCAGCAAUGUCAUGCCUGAGCAACUAUUCAAGUAUCAGGAGGACUGCCAGGCUCGAAGUCAAGCUAAGUGUGUUAGGUCACAAAUAGAUGAGGAACGAGAUAGAAAUGGAUCCGAGGAUGAUGAUGAUGAUAAACCAGGAAAACGGGUCAUAGGACCAAGAAAAAAAUUCCACUGGGAUGAUACUAUUAGGGCUUUGUUAUGUAACCUUGUCAAGAUUAAGUUGGGAUGCUAUGAGCUAGAGACAAAUAAAAGCCAAUCUGCUGAGGAUUAUCUUAAGACCUUUAUGGAGACAGAAGUGAAACCAUUGUGGCCUAAGGGCUGGAUGCAGGCUAGAAUGCUCUUUAAGGAAAGCCGAAGUGUUCACAAUCAUCUCACUUCUGCUCCGGCAAAGAAAAAGGUUAUUCUACCACCUAAACCCAAAGUGAAGGACUGCAGUCCCAAAAAGGACCAGAAAAUAUCUGCAUCUUUAUUGUCUUCAGUUGGUGGUUCAUCAGUGAGCUCUAUUACUUCUGCUGUUGCCCCAACCAGUUCUAGCAGUACACCAGCCCAGGAAACUAUUUGCCUUGAUGAUUCACUAGAUGAAGACCUUUCUUUCCAUCCACCUUCACUGGAUUCUGUUUCUGAGGCAUUAGCUGUUAUCAAUAAUGGGACCAAGGGCCCUCCAGUUGGCUCUGGAAUAGGCAUACCAACCACAAGACCUCGCCCAGGACUUCGGGAAGAAAAAUUAGCAAGUAUCAUGAGCAAGCUUCCACUGGCUACUCCAAAAAAAAUAGAGUCAGCUCAGACUGCACAUUCAUCAAGUCUUAUUGCUGGCCAUACUGGACCAGUACCAAAGAAACCCCAGGACUUAGCUCACACUGGUAUCUCUUCAGGCCUUAUUGCUGGUUCUUCAAUUCAAAACCCUAAAGUUUCCUUAGAACCUUUGCCAGCCAGGCUUCUUCAGCAAGGACUCCAACGGUCAAGCCAAAUCCAAGCAUCUUCUUCACAGACCCAUGCUUCUUCCUCUGCCCAAGCCCAAGCUGCUGCCUCCUCUCAUGUUUUGGUGACUUCUUCAGAGGCCCAAGAAUCUUCCUCAGUAACACAAGUGACAAAGGUGCACCAGCAUUCAGCUGUCCAACAAAACUAUGUGUCCCCAUUACAAGCCACCAUUAGUAAAUCACAGACUAACCCAGUGGUCAAAUUAAGUAGUAAUCCCCAACUUUCUUGUUCAUCCCCACUCAUCAAGACUUCAGAUAAACCACUUGUAUAUCGACUUCCUUUAUCUAACCCCUCAUCUGGAAGUGGCUCCCAAGGGUCCCAUCCACUGGUCUCUCGGACAGCACCUAGCACCUCUACCUCUAGUAACUAUUUAGCCAAGGCCAUGGUGUCACAAGUUUCCACCCAGGGUUUCAAGUCUCCUUUUUCUAUGGCUGCAUCCCCUAAACCUGCUGCAUCCCCUAAACCCGCUGCAUCUCCUAAGCCUGUAACAUCACCCAAACCCUCUGCUUCACCCAAGCCUUCUGCCUCACCUAAGCCGUCCGCCUCACCCAAGCCCUCUGCUUCACCCAAACCUCCUGCUUCCCCCAAACCCUCUAUAUCAACUAAACCUUCUAUGUCAACUAAACUUAUCAUAUCUAAAUCAAAUCCAAGUUCCAAACCUACCGUAUCCCCCAGUUCUUCCAAUUCAAGUGCACUAGUAGCCCAGAGUAGCCACUCUACCAGUAACAAUCCAAUCCAUAAACAGCCCAGUGGAGUAAAUAUCAGCAGACAGUCUCCUACCUUGAAUUUACUGCCCUCUAGUCGCACGUCAGGCCUUCAGUCUGCAAAAAAUCUUCAGGCCUCUUCAAAAUUAACUAACCCAGCAUCCACUGGAACUGUUGGAAAGAAUAGCUUGAGUGGAAUUGUAAUGAAUGUACCUGCCAACAGAGGUGGCAAUCUUAAUUCGAGCGGAGCUAAUAGGACUAGUCUCUCUGGGGGGACCGGAAGUGGAACACAGGGUGCUACUAAACAGUUGUCUGCUCCACAUAGACCAUCCACUGCCUCAGGGUCUUCAGUUGUAACAGCCAGUGUACAGUCCACAGCAGGUGCAUCCUUAUUGGCUAAUGCCUCGCCUCUCACUCUCAUGACAUCACCACUGUCUGUAACAAAUCAAAAUGUGGCUCCUUUUGGGAUGCUAGGGGGCCUGGUUCCUGUCACCAUGCCCUUUCAGUUUCCUUUGGAGCUACUUAGCUUUGGAACCGACACAGCAGGAGUGACAACCACCUCGGGAUCUACCUCAGCCGCUUUCCACCAUAGCCUAACUCAGAAUAUGCUGAAAGGUUUACAGCCAGGAGCUCAGCAUACAACAUCACUUUCUCACUCACCUUUGCCUAGUCACCUACAGCAAGCUUACAAUGAUGGAGGCCAAAGUAAAGGGGACACUAAAUUACAACGGAAAACUCAGUGACUUCCCAGCUAGCAAAGGAUUUGGAACAUUUGAUUGGCUGAUGGGAUCUAACUGAUGGGAAAGUACUUAUGUGGUCACAGGGCUGCUGUUUCUGUCAAUGUUUACAUUCUCUCGUCCCAAGCACUGUGGUGAGGAGGAAAAGGAAAAGAAAAACAAUACUUGAUCAAAGCCAGGUGCAGGAGGAAGAAAGGCUUUUGAAUAGACUUAGAGACCUUGCUCUCUUCUACAGAAAGACAAAGUUACCAUGCUAACUGGCUUUAAAGCGAUUCAGUUGUCAAACCCACAGAAGUAUAAACUUGAUUUCCCCAGGGGAGGAAGAAGGAAUUUGAACAGAUUUGGGUGAAUUUCAUCCAUCCUGGGGGUUGGGGCCUGACCACUCUGGGUGCAGAUAUAAUUUCAUAAGAAGAGAAAAUAUUUUAGUCCAAUAUAUCUGAAAUUAGACCAGCUUUUCAGGAAUAAUGAUCUUGUCUGCUUGAGUGGCCUAUGCAGCAAAUAAUAAAUUUGCCACAGAGAACCCAUUAACAUGUCCAGUGUCUGAUACAGAUAGUAGUUGAAUACUAUAUCCUCAGAAAUCCUGAUCAAACUUGAACCUUCUUUACCGAUGCAGGAUCUCCAGCAUGUAGCAAUCCCUCCAUGUAGAACAGUAUACAAGGUGGACUGAGGAUGCUGCAGGAAAGAGGAAUAAUAAUAUUCUCAAAAAACUUAUUUUAGCACAGUGAUAUGUAGUAUUAAAUCAUCUAGAUUUUUUAAAGAUAAAAAGAAAAUGGAGUCUCUUUUGCUCUUAUCAGAUCAAAUGUAAAGAUUUUCCCUUUUUAUCAAAGGGUCACUUUCCCCUUAGACACAGGUACUUAAUGAAUUGCAGCUGGCAUUUUAUUUGUCUGCUAAUAACUGAUCAAUUCUUGAUUUCCACUCUUUUAAUAUAAUUUUACAUUAUGAUAUUUUUCUUUUCUGAAAGGUGGGAGACCCUCAGGGACAAAGGUCCUGCUGUGGUGAGCCCAGUCCUUGCUAAUCUAAUAUUAUGACUGGUGAUUCUCAUUAACUUACAUUCACAUUAAUUAACAGAAUUCACUUUUUUCUUUUGGAUAGUGGUACUUCAGAUUAACUUUUGUUUUAGACAGUAAUCAGUGUAUUUAUUAUAUAAUAGUUCUUCGGUGGUCAUUUUGGGUAGCAGAUGUUUUGAGUGUUUUAUGUCUUCAUCAAAAAAUUAAUUCAUGGUUCCUAAGAGAACAGCAAAACUAGUAUCAUUAUGUAUAGUAAGGGAAUUUUGGUAAAGAUUUUCACAGCCCAUUUCUUCUGCCUAAAACUAGUUUAUUGUGAUUAAUGAGAAGCAGUCAAGAUCCUAAAGUCUCAUUAGCUAGAAGAGUCAAAUCUUAAGGUUUGAGAAUCUUUCACUGGUUAUGCUUCCAUAUGCAUACACCUUCAGUGGCACAGGAUUUUGAGUGGGCUCAUGGAGAAAAGGAUAUGAUUUGUUUGACUUGAUUGACUUUGGUUUUUGAUUUGAGCUUUAAAAAACAAACAACAUUGUUCUGUUAUUUUUGCUUGAAAUUUAGCUUUCUUAAAAGCCAUGUUUUUCAUAUUUUUAGCUGUGCUCAGAAGUAAAUCCACUUGUAUAAAUAAAUGACAGAUUAACCAAAAAUAAAAUCAUUCAUUACACAUUAGAACACUAACACAAAGAUUUCCUAUCUGUUAUUCAUGGGAAAUCAUGUCACACUUCAUUUAGGUUUGUAAAGAUACAUAUACUAGCCCAGACCCUGGUUUUCCUUAAUAUAAAAAGUUCGUUGUAGCCUAAAAAACUAUUAAAUCACAUUUGGAUCUGGAUUUUUGACUUUGAAAGUCACAUUGACUUUGCAUUAUGACAAAAGAAAUAAUUUUUAAAUGAGUAACUGAAAAUUUUAUUGUUUAAAAUUUGAUCAUAGGCUAAGGAAAAAGUAAAUUUAAACUGAUUGAUGAAGGCUUCGAUUUGCUUAGGUUUUUGUUGUUGUUCGGUCAUUUUAUUUUGAUCUUGUCCUACUCUUCAUGACCCCAUUUGGGGUUUUCUUGGCAAAGAUUUUGGAGUGGUUUGCUUAUUAGGUUACCAUGACGCAAAUGUGAGUGUUUUGUCGACUGUAGUAGGCAUUUUGGAUGAAGUUGCUGUGAGGGGCACUAGGGCUAGAUUAACUCAACUUGUUUUGUUUUGGCUAAAUUUUUAUUGGAGAUAUUUUCCCACUAUUUCAUUCAUUCUAGUAUUUUCAGCAUUUUGUUCACAUUUACUAAACAGUGGAAAAAAGGAAAUCAGUUUAAAGAAUUUCUGUAUUUGUAUCUAUUUGAAUGAAUAUUAUGAAAUUUUUGUUUUAAGGAUAGCUAUCUGUGAUAAAGAUUAGGGCUUUGAGGUGUUAACUGAGUUUGCUACUUCUCUUAAUUGUGCCAUGACUAAAAUGACUAAAAUUCUUCACUUCAAAUUUCAUAGUAGAAACACUGUAAUACUCCUAUUUCUUAAUUAACUAAUUGUUAAAUCAUGCUGUAUUGAUCUUUGAUGACUUUCCUGUGUCCGCCUGACAAUAGGAUUAUGAAUUCUUUUCCUUGAUAUUAUUUCAUACCCACUAAGAUAAGUAUCUCUAUGAAGAAUCCUUUUUUUAGGGGAUCAGAAACAUUCAGGGUUCAUUUUAUUCAUUCUUUAAUCUUUCUGGGACUCUUCUGAGAUCUUUGAUUUUUUUAAAAGUCAUUAUCAAAGUACUUCACAGUUUUGUUCUGUUUCCCCACUUUCUAAAAUAUAAUAGAAGAUAAGUCAAAAGGCUAGUGCAUAUCUAGAUAUUUAAUUAGAAAUUUCUGCCCAGAGAUAAAACACAUUUUUGUGUUUAGAUUACAGUGUUGGAGAUUACCCCCAUAUUUGUACUGUGUGUCAUAAUUGAAAAGUUGUUUGGUUCAUUUGACUCAUUUUCAGCACAAGUGCAUAGAGACUUGUGGACUAGACUGUACUUUUGUACUUAAGCAAGGAUCAAAUUUUGUGAUUUUUAAUAUGUUUAAUUACUGGAAAGGUUAUUAGUAGACUCCACAUUUCUUUGAAGGGAAGAGUAUAUUUCUGUAAGAAUGAAAGCAACGCCCCAAUGCAAAAGGAGAGUUAUUAGCACAUUUAACUGAAUCUCACUCAGCAGGGUUCUUGUUUCAGGAAGACUAAACUGCUUAUUUUCAACUGUCUUAUAUUUUUAAUGGCCUUCAAUGAUAUAUAAGCUGUUAUUGUACAUAAAAAGAAAUCCUCAGUAUUCACAAGCAAUAAUAGCCAGUACAGCUGCCACUUGACAGAGCAGCACUGAGCUUAAGAUUGGGGACUGUACGGGAGCAAAGUGUCAAGCUCACUCAGAGCCUCCAAAAUAAUGCAAGCAAUAAUGUCCAAGAUAACCCUAUAAUAAUGCCUUCUCAUAUACUCGAGAGAUCCAGAAAAAAUAAAAUUAAGAAUUUUCAAAACAACCUGAGAGAAAGAAGCCAGGUUAAUCCUGAAUUAUAGAAUUCCUUUCUCAGGAUCAGGAAGUCAGAUGAUCAUGUUUAUAAUGCUCUUCCAUGCCUACCACCCCUGUGAUGGAUGUUAGUAGCCCAAAUUGCUAUUAGUUUUGUUUUUUGUUUUUUUAUGAGGAAAGUUGGAUGGGGUUUAUUCUAUCAUCAAGUAAAGGGAAAAACAGAAUCAGUAGUAUGGAUGCUGUGGGUUUGACAUCUGUUUAGUAAAAAACUAUUAGAAGUGACUUUAAACCCAGGAUUUCCCCCCCCCCCCCCCAAAGCGGAUCUAAGUUGUUUACUACCCAGAGUCUGGGAAGGGCAAAUACCUUUACUCUCUUUCCUGUACUCAUUACCACACCCCCUUGGACUUCCACUUGGUACAAGACACUUUCUGGAAGUUAAAAUAGAGCUAUCCUUUAAUUGUCUCAGACUGCCAUUUAUUAAAAGAACUGUAUAUUUCUGGGGAUCAUCUUUUAGGACUCCAACUGUCUAUCACAUUUGCUGCUACAUUUGUAAAAUGAACUUUGACUGUAUUAGCAAACUUUAAUCUAGUUUACAGUUCUUUAUUUGGGAGGGGGGAUCAAUAUAGAAUUUUGUUCAUGGAUAGAAAUGGGAUGUUUUAUUUUGGAAUGUACCCUGAAAGCACAGUGGUCCCUCUAUUCUGUUUUUUUAUUGUUUGGAUUUUGAACUUAUUUUAAAAAGAUGGAAAUAGAAGAAUAAGAAAAAUCUGUAGUCAAACCAAACUUGAGAAAUCUCCCUAAGCUUCAGCUCCCCCAUUUCUACUGAACUGAAGUUGUCAAUAGGGUUACUUACCCAGGUUUGGUUUUUUUAAAUUAUUAUUCUUGUUUGUUUUUUAAUAAUGAAGCAGAAGACAAAUGCAGUAGGUAAAUGACUAAUGUUAUGCAAUUUUUAUUUUAUAAAAAUUUAAGGAGAAAAAAAGUAAAAUGUUGGUGAGUUUUAAUCAGUCUCCACAAAAUGCUUAUUAUUACCCCCCUCUAAGAUAUGCUCUGUUCAGGCCUUUGUCCUUUGUUAAGUGCCUUUUUUUUUCUUUUUUUCUUUUCCCUUUUGAAACUGUUCUCAGAGAUCCUAAAAUGCAGGCUGAAUGAAUAGUCAGGGAUUUGGGAAGAACUUGCCAAGGCGAUGUCAUGCUGGAAUACUCUUCCUUUUCCUAUAUGUGUGUGACCAUGUGCAUAAAAUGUUAAGAUAUAUAUAUAUGUAUAUAUACACACACAUAUAUAUAUAAUAUAUGUUACAUAUAUUACAUAUAUUAUAUACACACACAUAUACAUAUAUAUUAUAAAAAUUAGGAGCUGCAUCCUUUCUGAACACUCUCCUCCAACACUUUUGCUUUUAGGAAAUGGGUAAUCGAUAGAAGUGAGUAAUUGGGAAUCAUAUUUCCAGACAAUAACAACUGCUGGCUUUGAAUUUAUGCUUGUGAAUGUAUUUUAGAAAACAUUCAUAAAUCUAUUUCUGAUGAUUCCAUAUACGCACUUGUCACAAGUGGAAUGAAAACAAUAAACUUACUUUCUACUCCUGGAUAUUGGGUUGUAUAGGCACUUCAGACUUUGCCAUGAGUAAUGUCCAAUUGUUAAAGUAUUGAAACCACAAGGAUAUAAAUUAAACUGAUUAGUAGGUACAUUUGAAUAUAGAGUAAAGCAAAACUAAAAUAAAAGUUAGAAUUGGGGUUUGAUACUUGAAUAUAGCCUCUGAAGAAAGUGAGUAUUUUUGUAAGCACUAUUUAUAAAAAAAAACAAAACUCUAAAUUCUGAAAAAUAGUGCUUAAUAAAUCCAUGUGGCUUACAUAUGUUUUUAAAAUUUAUAAAUUUACACCUAGGGAAGGUUCAGAAGAUGAAGACUGUAUAAUCACAUAUAUAGAACUCUACCUACAGCAUACUUAGAAGACUUUUUGGGUCUUUUAUUUACUUAUUUUUUUGACCAGCCAUUAUGUUGCUCUUGUUUCAGGACUAUUUUAGAAUUGUCCUUUGAUGCAAGAAGCACACAUGUCCCCAUAUCUAAAAUUUUUCUAUGUAGCCAUUAAAAACAAAGAAGCAUAGCUUAUUUUUUAUACAGGAAUUCAUUAUUUUGAGUUGAGGGCUUGAAAUUAAUUAAUUUGUGAAUCCAAUGUUUUCCUUCUCUGAUGUAGUCAAUAAGUACCCUUUUAACACUUUGACUUUGGGAAAAACUAAGGGUGAGGAGAGGAAAAAAGGAGCAAUCCCUGGUAGUAGUAUUUAGUAAGAACAGAUAUCAGGUCUCCUGGGUUCAUUCAUAAGCAUUGCCAUUGGUUUAUUGUGUUUAGGGGAAAAUCAUUAACCUUCGUGCCUCAGAUUACCCAUCAGAAAAUUGGGUAUAAUAAUCUUCACCUACCUCCCAGGGAUAUCAUGAAAGUUUAAUAUUUCAAAAGAAUUUUUAGUUUCUCUAAAAUGCCCUACAUAAGUAUAAAAUGUUAUUACCAUUUUCUUAUAAAGGCUAAAUAACUAUUCCCCCAUAAUGGGUCUAAAAAUACCAUAACAUUUUUAACAUUUUGAAAAAUCAGUGGAAGUCUAAUUUAGACACCAAUUUGAUAUUUUAAUACACUCUCUUCUCUUUAUUCCUGGUGAGAAAAAAUAUUUAUGUUCAAACUGGUAACACAUUUUUUGAUUGAUUGCACAAUAAGUGGUAUCAUGUAUCUGAAUAGUGUCCUGUUUUUGUAAAAGUGGUGGUGAAAGUAGAUCUGAGUUUGGGAAGCCCCAAAUUCAUUUUUAAACUAUUACAUAAUCUGAUUAUUUUAUAAAGAUUAAAACUAUUUCUUUUUUUAAAAUAGAAUGUACAACAGUGACACUGUAUUCUACUGCUUCCUGUAACUGAAUUGUCAAUACCACAAGUUAAUCUUGCCAUUAAAACAAGAUGGCUUUGGCUACUGAGCUGAGACAUGACAAUUGAAUUGAAAGCCUAUAAUGCCUGGCUUUGGGGGUUAAUGGUGAUCUUGAAAGGUGGCUAUUUUCUUCCUCUAGAGCUAAUUUUAUCAGACCAAACAUCUUUUUUUAGAGAUUGGUAGAAUUUUAGCUUUAAAGAUGAGAAGAAUUUGGGAGACAUUUUAUAAUGGAACUUUCUAGGAAUGAACAAAAUGAUUCUUAGUUCUUCUAUACAUGAAUCAAAUAUCAUGCUCUCCUGUAAUAGUUUUUUUGGGUGGGUAGAAUGCUUAGCCCUCUUUGCACUGAAGUGGCAAGCAUGACCCAGAGACACUUUGUUAUUGUAUUUUGUCAGGUGCAUAGCCAGCUCUAUACACUCCCAUCUCCACUGGUGACAAGGUUCUGCUUCACUGUUCUCAGAAAAGCCCAAGAAUGUGUUGCAUUGGCUAUGUGGGACACAGGAAUGUGGGAGAGAGGUAGAGGAGGUAUUCCUCUCUUGUCACGAGUAGGGAAAUGUAUGUUUUCCCAACUCCUAGAAGAAAAUCAAAUCAUGUUUUUCUUUUUUUCCUCAUCCCUAUUUUUUGAAUAGCAAAUAUGUUUCUAAUCAUCCUAAAAAUCCAGUAGGAAGUAUGAAUUUAAGCAACAGUAUAAAAUGCUGAGUAAGUGCCAGUAGGGCAUGUUUGUAGAUUUCAGAUUGUAGCUCUUGAUCAGGAUCAGUCAAGAGAGUUAAGGAGAUGAGGAAUAGACUGUCUAGCCGAAAUAAAUCAGGAGAGAGAGAGAGAGCACCCAGGCCCAAGUCAAGCAAAGCAUCUGGUUUAGCUUGCAGUUUGCUAUGGACCAAUUAGUUUGUUUCAACCAAUUAAAAACUGAUCUUUCUUAGUUUGUUUUGUUGCUUUUUUUUUUCCAGAUAAAGCCUUAGUUGUCAUUAAUAUCAACUAUGCAGAUAAAUGAUGUAUUCUUUGUUUCCCAGUAUUAUACAACUUUUUCCUCUUUUCCCAUUCCUCAAACAACAUGUUAGACUUCUACCCAAAGAAUUAAGGCAAAAGAUUUUGUUGAAUGUGUAUUCUUCAAGAAAAAGAGAGAAAUUCUGUUUUGUUUAACCUUGAAAUGUGAACUUUGUAUUAAAAAAAAACAAAAUGCAAACCCUUUCACUGGUGCCAGACUGUAGUUAAUAUCAUAAAAUGGCUUUGGAAUGUUGAGCUAAAAAACAAGUGGAAUGUUUAAUACUAAUUGUGUUUUACAUAACGAGGCAUACAAUUUUCUUUGAAACUGAAUCAAGAAGCCAGAGUUUUGGUUCUUUAUAACUCUGAUUUGGAAAUAGCUUUGGAAACUGAAUCCAUUCUUGCAUCUAUUCUCCCAUCAGUCCACAUUUUCAUAUUUUCUUUUUUUUUCACAUUUUCAUAUUUUCUAAUCCUUGUUGUAAUUAAGUCCAUUAGUUCAACUGUCAUAUUUUUUCUCCAGAAUGAAAAUUUAACAACCUACUUUCUUAUCAUUCAAUUCCAAAGCAAAUACUAGGGUCUAAAAUAUAAUUUUUUUUAAAUUGUGUUUGCAUCUUAGUGGAGGAACUUGUAAAGAUUCUAAUGCUAAAGCAUCAUAUUGGGAGACCAGAACUGAUUUUUUUUUAAAGUUCAUAAAAAAAACUAUUUCAACAAAUCAGGCUAUAUUCAUAUACCCUAAAGUGAAAUUGUAUGCUCUCUCAUGUCCUUAAAUAUCAAUUGUUGCAAGGUAAAUUUUUGUGAUAGAAACCUAUACUUUGGUUUUAUCUCAUAUCCUACUGUUUUUACUCCUUUCUACUUUUAAUAUAUUUCCAUUUCAUAGUAUAUCAGUACUUCUGGCUCUUUUCCAAGCUGUUAGCCAAACAUAUCAAGUAUGCCUAUUGAAAAGAGAGUUGAUGUAAUUAUGUAGGUGUUGGUGUCCAGGAUUUAAAGAAAUUACUUGGUCUCCAUGAGUGACUAGAACUUUAUUUUCUAUUACUAUAAAGCAAAUAGCAGAUUUCUCGGGUGUUAUAGGGUAGUGAUAGUGACCUCUUUUGUCCCAGAGAACAUAGUUUGCAGGUGUAUUCUUUUCUCAGAAAUUGAGGUACAGUUUUUUAUGGAAACUUACUGAUCUCAAAGUUCUGCUUCCAGGCCUUCCUGGAAAUGGGUAGGAUUACUUGAGUCUCUGUUUUUAGAGAUCUGGCUCCACAGACCUGUUAAGGCCCUCAGAGCUAGCUGAUUUUUCCCUAGUUCAGACAUCCCUUUAUUAUUACAUAGUUAUAAUGGUGACAUAUGUGUUGAAUUGGAAUAUUUUUAGUUAGCUUUCUAAAUAAAUUAUUCUAUGAAAACCUAAUGAAAGGAAAAAUAAGAUACUAUUAUCCCAGGGCAGGUUGAAAAUAAUUUUCUUUUUGAAGCCUAUAGAUUUAUUAUAUUAUUAACAUCUUCAAAACAUAUUUUGAAGUCUACACCACCAAAGGUAAGCAGGCUGGCCACGUCUUUAUAAUGUGGCAACUCCUCCAAUUGGCCAGUAUACUCAAUUUCGACUUUCACAUUCAACCUGUCCCCUACUUCCAGAAUUGUUCCCAAUUCCUUUUUAAUUCUGUUUUGGCUCAGAUAAUUGUCUAGACCAUUAAUAUCUCCUUCAGUAUAAAUCUAAGAUGACAUUCUUUGAUGGAAACCUCUUCUCUUAGCAGUCACUGUUUCAUUUAAUUGACUAGUUGGAAAUUUGAACACUAGCUUUCUGUUACAAUAUAUUUUAGCCUGGUUAUACCUACAUAAUUUCAUAUACCUCAAUGAGCUCCAUCAGUUUAGCAAAGAAUCUUUGCAACAAUAGAGUUUACCAACUUUCAAAAUUAGGGAAUGUAACUCGUAUCCUCUACCCACUCACUAGCCAAUUUACCAGUGAAAGGGUUUAAACUGCAGUAUCCUUUGUUUACUACCACUUUAAAAUUUUCUCAGAAUUUAACUGUAGUCUAUCAAAAGUAGCAAAAGUAGCAAAUUACUCUCCAACAAAUGAGAAUAUGCAAAGCUGGAGGACUUUCCCAGGUGUUUCGCCUGUCUAUAGUUGUCAAGUUUAACUGUAAGACUGAAGAAAUGAAAUCUCUGGCUGGUGAACAGUUAUUUUUGCCCCAGCUUACAAAUGUUUGUUUUGGAACUGCACAUCUAUAUAUUACAAUUGCUUUGAAAUAAUUCUCCUACUCAGAUUUUUUAUUCAGGGCCAGCUAAUAUCCCUACCCCUCAAGUAUGAGAACUGAUUGGUGGGGAGGGGAGCCUUUGCUUAGUGAUAGAAAAGCAGGAUGUUCUUCAUGAUGCCCUUUUUUCAGAGAAACUUGCCUCCAGUAUACAUAUUCCUCUUUCUCCAGCCACCUCCACACUUUGUAUAUGAUACCAGCAUGCUUAAAAUCAAUUUUGAAGGAAGGGGCCUGAAUAAUCUAUUGCAGCUGCUCUUGUUGAUAGGCACUAAUGACUAUAUUGUGUUUGUUUAUUAGGGAGAUGCAUUUGCUAACUUGAAGGGAUACUGUAAUUCUAAACAAAUGUGUGACUUAAUAUUUUGUUUUUAUUUUUUUCUCUCCUUUAAAAACUGGACCUGAACACAAGUUUUGAGUUGAUUUUUGUAAUAAUCUCAGGACCUGAAAGAUUGUAGCAUUUAGUGUGUCUUAAAAAUUAUGUACUGUACCAGCCAUGGAUUUUUGUAAAUACACCCGUCUCCCUUUUUUGUAUUAUUUUAGUAAAAAAAAAAAUUUUAAAUAAGGGGGGGUGGUGGUGAUUUGUGUAUUUGUAUGGGUGUGGGGUGUGUGUGUGUGCGUGUAUAAGGCUCUUUUCAAGACAACCUGGUGCUUGCUUAAUUUCCAGCUCUCUUUAGAGUGGGAAUAUGAACAAACUGCUGCUACUAAACCCCUGCACUGAGCAUAGGUAUUUCCAUUUUGUCCCUUUGAAUAGUUGAUUGGUUGCUACUAGAUUUUUACUAGGAAGUUAAACCUCCUCUUCCUACUACCCCACUGCCACCUGCAUUUUUAGUUUUGCAGGAUAGAACCUAACCCUUCGGAAGCAUGAUAUUAAAUAUCUCCUCUAAUAAAGAUUUCUUCUGGUUUCACAAAAUAGUCAUAUUGUACUGUUUUCAAAGAUGUACUUGUAAGAACUUUUCUUAUUUUAUAAAACUUUAGUUAUCCUCCCAUAACAUUCUAGUGUCUUUUAAGUGGGGCAAGAGGGCUUGAACAUUCCUAAAUGCAAACCUCAAAAAGUAAUAAAUUGACUCUAUGGAUAUGUCCCAACAGUGCAGGGAUUUUAUUUUAUUUUAUUUUUAUUUUUAUUUUUUUGGCAACAGCCUUGCUCAUAUUCCAGAUGUAGCUAGCAGUUCCCUGUUUUAAAAACAGGAGCCUUAUUUGAUUCAGCUAUAGAUGUUUCCUGUCCUUCCAUUUGUGGCAGGGCCCUUUUAUCUGAGUGUUCCUUUUUUUUUUCUUUUAUACGUGUCAUGUGUCUGUGUUGUAUUAAAAUAAAAAGGAAUGUACAUAUUA
This is a messenger RNA of Monodelphis domestica (gray short-tailed opossum), 15275 nucleotides long. It is a transcript of the gene UBN2, whose product is annotated as ubinuclein 2. The record is from RefSeq and is a predicted model, not a curated record. Gene Ontology annotation, biological process: chromatin organization. NCBI's taxonomy places the organism in Eukaryota, Metazoa, Chordata, Mammalia, Didelphimorphia, Didelphidae. Gene Ontology annotation, cellular component: nucleus.